Messenger RNA from Gopherus flavomarginatus (Mexican gopher tortoise), 5142 nucleotides. It is a transcript of the gene SETDB2, whose product is annotated as SET domain bifurcated histone lysine methyltransferase 2. Bases 691 to 4557 code for a protein of 1288 amino acids. The transcript is spliced from 28 exons. Gene Ontology annotation, molecular function: protein binding; zinc ion binding; histone H3K9 methyltransferase activity. Gene Ontology annotation, biological process: heterochromatin organization; negative regulation of gene expression. NCBI's taxonomy places the organism in Eukaryota, Metazoa, Chordata, Testudines, Testudinidae. Gene Ontology annotation, cellular component: nucleus. The record is from RefSeq and is a predicted model, not a curated record.
CGCGCCGCCAGCUAGUUGUGUCCAAUCCGCUCAUGGCUUUCUACCAACAGUGGGUUCGAACCCCGCCUCCUGCCCGGCCAGGUGUGGAUGGUGGCUGUGGCGCUAACUGAGGAGCCUACGCCGGGUGGGCACGUGCGCCCAGCGGGCCGGAGGGGUCGAACGCCGGGAUGGCGAAGUUGCGCUAGCUCGGGGUGAGCCUGGCCACGCCCACGAAGGGGUGUGGCCGUGCGGGUGGCUGCUGGGCAGAGCGAAGGGCUGAUGUCUCCCUGCUGCCCUGGGAGGUUCCUCCCGCCGAGGCCGUCCCGAGCCCGCUAUUGCAGGCGCGCAUCAGCCCGGCCUCGCCCGCUAAGAGGAAUGGAAUUUUCUUGGCCCAAAAGAGAAUGAAAAGGGGUUUUAUGAGACCAAAAGAAGUACUGAGGAUUUUGGAGAGAUCACAUUGUAACAAUAAAGAGUUGCUGGCAACUGAAGAUUCGCUUCAUGUUUCUUAAAUAUUGGUGGUUGUUGGAAAUUUAAUUGUGCCCCUAAUUCAGCAUGGAAUCUGGCACUUCCCCCAAGAACAACGUAAUAAAUUGGGGAAUGCACUUCUAGGACAGCAAGUUCAUAAUGUUCUAUUCUAGCCUCGAUUUACUGCAAUUAAGGUUCUAAUUGUUUUUUGAAGCAUAACAUACAUGCAUUCAACUACUUCAAAGAAUGGAAGAAGAAAAAACUGUUUAUACUGUGCCUGUCACCUCUGAAUGCCUGGAUGUGGAGACCCUUAGCAAUGUCAGUGGCGAGAGAAGUGAAGGUGAUGCACAGAUGUUUUGGAGGCAAAUGGAAGAUGAAAGAGUGGACUUCAUAUUUGAGCAGGUGCAAAAUGUACUGCUGUCUCUGAAACAAAAGAUCAAGGAUGGAACUGCAACAAAUGAAGAAUGCUUCCAAGCUUUGAUACUGGUGGAUAGAGCUGAUGGAAGCAAUCUCUUAGCAUUGACAGAUGUAAACGAUGUGACUACUGAAGAUGGGAUGCAGAGAAGCAAACCUAGAUUACAGCCUUCUGUAUCAAAUGAAAAUACAACAGGUUCUCCUUUAAGGGAGGCGAAAGAAAACUCACACUCAGGGAAUGAAGACAUAUGUCUUGAAACAAGGGAGUUACCUUUAAAGCUGCGUUACCAGAAUCAUGCCUGCUCUAGUGUAUGUCUUGCCAACAGACCACUGAACUCAUACAAGGGGGAAAACCCUCUUAAAAUACCAAUCCUGUGUCAUUUCCAGAGACGACAUGCAAAAGCAAAUUCACUUUCAAAGUCACUUGAUGUGAAUUAUAAGGCCCCCUGUGGGAGGAGUCUGAGAAACUUUCAAGAUGUGCAGAAUUACCUGUUUGAAACAGAGUGCAACUUCUUAUUUGUCGAUCACUUUUCUUUCAACACAUACGUACAGCUGGGCAGAAACACUCUGAACCGAGAAGCACUUGUAUUUGAUUUUGAUAUCAGCAAUGGAGCUGAGUCUGUGCCCAUUUCCUUCUGUAAUGAAGUUGACAGUACAAGAUUACCUUAUUUUAAAUAUAGGAAGGCCUCGUGGCCACGUGGGUACUAUCUGAACAACUUCUCCAGUAUGUUUCGUGACUCAUGUGACUGUGCAGAUGGCUGCACAGAUAGGUCAAAAUGUGCAUGCCUACAGCUGACUGCAAAAGGCUGCAUUGAAAAUUCUGCCUCACCAAGUAACAGAGCAUCUUGUGGUUACAGGUAUAAAAGACUGGAUGGACCUGUCCCCAGUGGAAUUUAUGAAUGCAACUUAUCGUGCAAGUGUGACAGAAUGAGGUGUCAGAACAGAGUAGCACAGCGUGGCAUCCAAGUUCGGUUGCAGGUGUUCAACACGGACCGGAAGGGCUGGGGCGUCCGCUGUCUAGACGAUAUUGACAAAGGAACAUUUGUUUGCACUUAUUCAGGCAGGUUGAUGAGCAGAGCUGAGCCUCAGGAAACCAGAGAUGUAAAUUAUGAGGCUGAAAAGAAGGAUGCUGUGAAUGACACAAGCCUCAGCUCACUUUCAGCAAAGAGAAAACUGGACACUGCUUGUUCAGAUUCUGAGAUCGAACUUAUCCAGACUGGUAAAGAUAGCAUUAACAGGAGGUGUGAAACUUUAUCUCAGCCUGUGGAUGAUGAAUAUAAACCAGUUGUUCGUGAGAUGAAAGGUGGUGAAAAGCUACAGGAAGGAGAAUGGCUGGUCCCAAACUGCAGGAGCUGUAGGAGAGAAGGCUUUUGCAGUAACAUGGUCAAGACUGUGUGGAGAGUCAGAGAGGGAAGUAGGGAGAGAAGGUCUGUGAGGGUUCAGAACUAUGGAUAUAAUCCAAGGAAUCUGAGAAGUCCAGCCAUUAGGCCUAAAACCAGAACUGCUAUUCUUCAGACUCGCCGGCUAAAGAUGGGAAUUGCUACACUGGUGCAUGAUGCCAGCUCAGAUGAAGAUGAUAGUUGUCAGCCCCAGCAGUCAACCAAAACGAAACUAACCAUUGGAACCAAGAAAGGAAAGGAAAAACCCAACCUGCAGCAAAAGGUAGGAGAACAUGAGGAGGCCAUGCAGUAUGAGUCAAGCACCACAGAUACUGCAAAAUCUAAAGAAAAAAGGCCAUCUCCAGAAGAUGCUAGAGGUGGUAAAUCAGCCAGGCUAGAUGAUGCACAUGUUAUGAAACAGUCCAUGGGCCUACUCCAAAGAGAUUACUUCAAAGAGGAAAAAAAUAGGAGGUCCAAACAAGAUCCUCUUUGUAAUGAGGAGGCAGGUGGUGAUGACACACCUCUGAAGAAUUCUAAUAAAGACAAUAUUUAUCUAUUGGAUGCCACAAAAGAAGGAAAUGUGGGACGAUUUCUUAAUCAUAGCUGCUGGCCAAAUCUCUUUGUGCAGAGUGUCUUUGUAGAGACGCACAACAGAAAUUUCCCUUGGGUGGCAUUCUUCACAAACAGGCAUGUGAAAGCUGGAACCGAACUCACGUGGGAUUAUGGUUAUGAAGCUGGAAGCAUGCCAGAGACCGAGAUCUCCUGUCAGUGUGGGGUUCAGAAGUGUAGGAAAAAAAUAUUUGAUGAUGAGACGUCAGAGCAACUGACUCCUGAAGAAGAGGCUGAGGAGACAGAGGCUUGGGCCAAACCACUUAGCCAGCUGUGGCAGAAUCACCCUCAGAAUUUUGAGGCAGAAAAAGAAUAUAAUCAGACCAUGGCUCAGCAGCCCCCUCACUGUGCUGUAUGCAGGUUCUUCCAGACAUACCAGGCGGCCGCGACCUUUGUCGGGCUCCCCCCAUCGCAGCUGGCGCCAGGCGGGAUUCGAACCGGGGUCUCAGAACUAGCCCAGUCCGCGAGAAUUGGAAGCCGGUGCAGCCUCACCCCGCCCCUCCAUUUCACGUGGGGAGUGAGGGCACCGUCCGGUUCAGCAGCUUCGGCGGCAGCUAGUGAGCAUGCGCACCUGCGCAGAUCGCUGGCACAUGCUCAGUCCCAGGGAGCGAGCCGGGUCCUUCCAACACUCUCUCAGCCGGGCACGCCCAUUUUCUGGCCCCUCCUCCUCCGCCCCACCCUUUCGGGAGUUUCUAGCAUCCUGCUGUGUGUUGAGGCAGAAGCAGCAGCUCAGGCGGCGAAUGAUUCUCUCUCCCCCUCCCCCCGGUGUCUCUCUCCAGGUGACUUCCAGAUAAUGGAGAAGAUGGUGAAAAGGAAGUGUGCAUUUUGUCCAGCAGAUGAAGAGUGCGCUAUAAUGUACAUUGCAGAAAAGCAAAAUCUUGCAGUUCAUCAAGAUUGUUUGUUAUAUUCCUCAGGAUUUGUAGAAUCUGAAGAGCAUAACCCAGAGAAUCAGGAUACAAGGUUUGAUGUGGCCUCAGUUCAGAGUGAAAUCAGGAGAGGAAAGCGGCUGAUGUGCAAUUUCUGUCGCAAGAAAGGAGCCACUGUGGGAUGUGAGAUAAAAACCUGCCGGAGGAGUUAUCACUACUUUUGUGCACUGUGUGAUGAUGCAGCAUUAGAAACUGACGGAGGGCAAGGAAUUUACCGAGUGUUCUGUCCAAAACAUGACCCAGGCAAAAGGACCAAUCAUUAUGCAGUUCAUCAGAAGAGGAAGUGGCUGCCAGUGAGGAAGAUGGAAACUCACUGUCAUAAGCCCUAUGCAGACAAUAAGAGGAACAGGCAUGGAAUAAAAUCUUCCACCUUCAUGGAAAAAAGGAGCACAGAAGAGACAGCAACAGAAAAUAGUUUACGACUUUUAAGGAAAAAACGUAACACACACAAAGCAAGAAUAGACUUUCUUAGGAAGUGCAAACAGGCUGGACUUCUGGACGGCAUAUUUAAAGAAAUGCUCGACACACUUCACCUUGCAAAGGAAAAACUGAUGGAUGACAACACUUCAGAAACAGAAUACGAGGAAACAGUAAUAUCACUUUUUGACUGUAGCCUGUUUGAAAAUAUACUUACAAAUGUUCAUUCAGGAACAGAGGAAAAACUUCAGGAGCUUCUGGAAACUCGGAAAAGACUGGAUACUCAGAUUGAACUACUGCAAGAUAUAAAAGAAGUAAUUCCUUUCCAGGAAAAUAUAGCUAGUGCAUCUAGUUCAGUGUCUGAAUAACCAAUACUUCUCUUGAUAUCAACUUCCAUAUUAGAGAUUUUCUACUGACAGAAACUGCAUCUGGUCAGUGUAUUAAAGUGACUUUCAGAGAUAGGGGUGCACAGAAAAACAAUUGGGUGUUUUACUCAUAUUUUAUACCUCACUUUUGCAAUAAAUUUGUCCUUUUCCUUUUUAAUUUUUACUGUGGCUCAAGGAGUGAUAAACACUUAAAUUUAAAUACCGUCUGUACAAGCUUUUUUAAAUACUCCAUAAGCCACUUUUUAAAAUCACUUCAGUUACAGCAGCCCCCUGUCAUGUGAUGUGUCUGUGAUUCAAUGUCUGCUUAUAGCAGACAAAAUCAUUAUUAAAAAUUGUUAAGGCUUUCCAAAGAGGAAUUUAACUAGACUUGCACUUGAAGCAGAAGGGUUUUUUAUGACAUUUUCUCAAUUUAUAGUAUGUUAAUGUUUAAGUACUUCUGUUUUAACUGCAAUGGUGAGAGGUGGUGUCCAUUAAUUGCUUGUAAACACCUGAGGCUGGCUGGUGAUCAUCCUCUGAAAAAUCAUUCUAUGUAAAAUAGUUAGGGAAUCAAAUACUGCAGUAAGAACA